AUGGAUAAUAGGAACCAUUCAGUUGUGACACAGUUCCUCUUCGUGUCUUUCUCUGAAUUCUUGGAGGUGCAGGUCUCCCUUUUCUUCUUGGUGCUGGUGUUGUACCUCAUCACCUUGGUGGGCAAUGUCGUCAUCAUCACGAUCACAGUGGUGGACCCUGCCCUUCACUUCCCCUUGUAUUUUUUCCUCCGGAACUUGUCCUUUCUGGAAAUCGGCUACACCUCGUCCACCAUCCCCAAGAUGCUUGUGAACUUCCUUUCCAAAGACAAAAGUAUUUCCUUCCUGGGCUGUGCCACGCAGAUGUAUUUCUUCACCUUCUUGGGGAUCACAGAGUGCUGCCUGCUGGCCGCCAUGGCAUAUGACCGUUACGUGGCUAUCUGCCACCCUCUGCACUACAGGGCCAUGAUGAGCAGAAGUGUGUGUCUCCAGCUCUCGGCUGUGUCUUGGCUCAUUGGUCUGCUGGUGGCAUUAGGGCAGACAACUUUCAUAUUCAUUCUGCCCUUUUGUGGGCCCAAUAGUCUCAACCAUUUCUUCUGCGACCUGCCCCCACUGCUAAAGCUGGCUUGCACAGACACCUACAGGAAUGAAAUUUCUAUUUACACCAUCUGUGUCCUCUUCAUCAUGGUCCCCUUCCUACUCAUCCUUGUGUCCUAUGUCCGUAUCCUCUAUGCUAUCCUCAACAUACCGUCAGAUACAGGCAGGAGCAAAACCUUCUCCACCUGCUCUUCCCACCUCAUUGUGGUGACCUUGUUCUACGGGUCUGGUAUCAUGACGUAUUUGAGGCCCAAAUCCAGCUACUCGCUCCACAUUGACAAACUGCUUUCCCUGUUCUACACAGUGGUGUCCCCAAUGCUGAACCCUUUGAUCUACAGCUUGAGGAAUAAAGAGGUAAAGGAAGCCCUGAGAAGAGUGAUAGUCAGAAAAAUAUUUAUUUGA
Molecule: messenger RNA, 936 nt
Organism: Mauremys mutica (yellowpond turtle)
Lineage: Eukaryota; Metazoa; Chordata; Testudines; Geoemydidae
Product: olfactory receptor 10A4-like
Exons: 1
Coding region: 1-936 (311 amino acids)
Biological process (GO): G protein-coupled receptor signaling pathway
Cellular component (GO): membrane
Molecular function (GO): G protein-coupled receptor activity; olfactory receptor activity
Source: RefSeq, a predicted model, not a curated record